CGGGCCAACUGGGCUUUAGUGCGACAGCCGUGAAGAUGCUGUCGCGUCACGAGGGGAAUCACUCAACUUAUAUCUCCGCCACGGCUAUCCCUCCUUGAUGCUGGAGUCGACGACAGACGUUAGCCAUCCGUGUGAUGCCGACUCCUUUGAAUGCAGCCAGGUUACCUUCGUGUACAACAACACGAUGUGCGAAACGCGUCGCACUUUCUUUGCGUGCAGAGUCGUCUUAAGAGAGUACAUGAUCGGUUUCACCUGGAUGCACGCGGUUGGAUUGCACUCUGCCCUUGCUAUAAAGCGACAGCGAAAAAGACGCGAUGAGCAACGUCGUGCUCGAGAACGCCGAUAUAGUAGUCAAUCUGGUGAAAGUGGAUUAACUUCACCCAGAGCUUCUACGGCUUCUUUAGAUCAACAUGUUCGAAAUCAACGAAAAACUAACACGCGAAAAACGAGAUCGCAAGGAAUGGUGGAUUCAAAAGUUGUUACAUCUAUUGGAAUGCUACACAUAGGUGUAGUGUUUUUAGUUUUAGGCGCUUUUCUUUUUCUGAGUGGCCUUUUGCCAAGCGAUUUCACUUCGUGGGGAGCUAAGGGAUCAAUAAGGUGGUGGAAUGAACUUGUUGCAAUCGGAAUUUUUUCUAUUUUAGUAGGAUGUUUUUUGAUUAUUCUUAAUCGUGUUAUUGCGAAAAAAGAAGAAAACGAUCUAGAAAAAUACGUGCAACGUCAGCUCACGCGAUCUAAAUCUGGCCAUCGUCUUGAAAGGGAUGUGGAAACAGGCGGAUUAACUACAAAACAUGCUAAACGUGCAAAGCAAUUAAAAAUUCAAGAAACAAAUAAUAUUUUAAAUCAUUACGAACCAGAGCAGGCAUCACCAACAACUUCGCCAAAAACUUAUUCUAUAUAUCAAUCUCAAGAUGACCAUUUAACGAUGCAAACUAAGUUAUUUUUAGAACAGAUUCAAGAGGAAGAUGUCACUCUUGACAGAUUAGAGACUUUGUCUAGUGUUAUGAAAUCAUCUUCUCCUAUAAAAGAAAAAUUAUUACUUAAAAAUACAUUAAAUUUGAACAAAAACUGUGGUAUUCAACAUCACCAUCCGCAAUGCAUUGAAGUAUCAAAAAUUUAAAUAUUGUAUAUUUUUUAAAUUUUAUAUUAUACAAAAUAAAUAUAAAUACAGAAUCUA
Molecule: messenger RNA, 1174 nt
Organism: Nasonia vitripennis (jewel wasp)
Lineage: Eukaryota; Metazoa; Arthropoda; Insecta; Hymenoptera; Pteromalidae
Exons: 2
Coding region: 98-1117 (339 amino acids)
Source: RefSeq, a predicted model, not a curated record